Molecule: messenger RNA, 1176 nt
Organism: Raphanus sativus (radish)
Lineage: Eukaryota; Viridiplantae; Streptophyta; Magnoliopsida; Brassicales; Brassicaceae
Product: alkane hydroxylase MAH1-like
Exons: 1
Coding region: 1-1176 (391 amino acids)
Molecular function (GO): iron ion binding; monooxygenase activity; heme binding
Source: RefSeq, a predicted model, not a curated record
AUGGCGAUGAUCAUAGGCUUUCUUGAUAUCUUCAUAGCAUUCGUUUUCUUCCUUGUCUUCCGUUGUCUCUUGCUUUAUAAGCAAACCCACAAGCCUUUGCUCACGAACUGGCCGGUUCUUGGGAUGCUUCCGGGUCUGCUCCUCCAAGUCCAUCGUAUCUACGACUGGAUCACCGAGGUCCUUGAGGCCACCGGUAUGACGUUUUGCUUCAAAGGACCAUGGCUAAGUGGAACCGACAUAUUGCUUACUGUUGAUCCGGUGAAUAUACACUACAUUCUAAGUUCAAACUUCGUUAACUACCCUAAAGGAAUGGAGUUUAAGAAGAUAUUCGAAGUCAUCGGAGAUGCCAUUUUCAACAUUGACUCUGGCAUGUGGGAGGAUAUGAGGAACUCUUCUCAUGCCAUUUUUAGCCGCCAAGACUUCCAAAGGCUUUGGGUGAGUACAAGCGUAAGCAAAAUAAAUCAGGGGCUUGUUCCUAUCCUUGAAAACGCUGUUGAGAAAAACAUCCUUGUCGACUUGCAAGACGUGUUCCAGAGAUUCUUGUUCGACACGUCUACCAUUUUGAUGACCGGGUAUGACCUAAAAUGUCUCUCCAUCGAAAUGCCUAAGGUUGAUUUCGGUGACGCUGUGGAUGGAGCUUCAGAUGCAAUUUUCUAUAGACAUGUCAAGCCGGCUUUCUUGUGGAAGCUCCAAUACAAGUUCGGUGUUGGCGUAGAGAAGAGGUUGAGAAGAGGUCUCGAGGUUUUUGACCAAUUGCUCGAGACGAUCAUAUCAGCUAAAAAGGAGGAGAUCAAAAGUCAUGACCCAAAAGAAGAGGUGACAGAUGUAUUAACAUAUUACAUGACUCUAGACACGGUAAAAUAUAAGCACUUGAAAACAAGUAACAAUAAAUUCCUCAGAGACACUAUUUUGGGUUUCCUGAUCGCGGGACGAGACACAACAGCCUCGGCUCUCACUUGGUUUUUCUGGCUCCUCUCAAGAAACCCUGAAGCAAUGACCAAGAUCCGACAAGAGAUUAACAAGAAUAUGCCAAAGUUUGAUCCUGCGGAUUUAGACAAACUCGUGUAUCUACACGGUGCCGUGUGUGAGACGCUAAGGCUAUAUUCACCAGUCCCAUUUAACCACAAGUCACCGGCAAAGCCAGACGUGCACUACAAGAAAACAUCGGUAUUCUGA